This is a messenger RNA of Mesorhabditis belari, 1203 nucleotides long. The record is from the annotation of a GenBank genome assembly. Lineage: Eukaryota; Metazoa; Nematoda; Chromadorea; Rhabditida; Rhabditidae.
AUGAUUGUAUAUUUUGGACUCUUCUUUUUGUUACCAGUUAUAGCUGCAGAUGCUGUCACUUCUCGCUUCAGAUCGUUGUCAGGGAUGAUGAAAGACAUUGCUUUAGACAAAUUUGUGGCCUCGGAAUUUGACUAUGAUCUUUUUUUGCAAAGAGUCGAUCACAAUGCGGAAAAGAUGGUGCCAUUUCAGGAUUCAAGCAAUGACACUUACUUCAAAGUUGGAGUAAUUGAUCGUCGCUCUUUGGAUAAUUACACGAAAAAUGAGUUCGUUCGAGAGAUGAGUGAUUUACGAAAGAAACCAUGGAUCCCAGUGAAGAGAAUCAAAGAAGAACUCACAAAUUGCAUUCACAUGAAAUAUGGGAGCGUUUCAGAGAAUGAUUUCACGUAUGAUAAAGGUGUUUAUGGAUGGAUGAACGUAAUGAAAUUCUCGUGUGCUCUAGUUGGAGAACAUUUUUACGCAUUUGGGAUGGCUUUUGCAAGGACGAGAUUUCGGCUGAAACAGAUUUAUCUGAAGCGACAAAAUCAUCAUUUAUGGUCAAUGUCUGGUCGAAGUCUCAUCACACGGGAUGUUCAAAAGAUCGUUGACGUUUUCUCAAGGAGAUUUGCAAACACCGCACAAAAGCGAUUCGAUUCCGAGUUACGAAAAAUCUCGGAAAGUGUGCCUGAUUUUGAUGGUAAUGCCUUCAUCAAAUUAAGUGAUCGAAUAAGAAACCGUAUCUCUCAACUCUACCCAAAAAAGUUCAAUCAUACUUCAAUGGAAAGGAGUAAAGUGCAUCAAUUCAACUCAAUGACUGUUAAUGUGAAAUCUCGUGUUAUGUUGAUUAAACCAACUGAAGUCUCGAGUGUUGUUGAGAAUUUUUCAAAAGAUCUCUCUGAUGAGGCUUGUGAGAUUUUAGAUGAUUGUCGGAAAGAGUUUUGCAAGAGAAAUGAUACCGUGGAGUACGACUAUAAUGGAAAGGUGGCACUGCAUUCGUUCUUCAAGGAAAGAGCUGGGAUAGCGAGGUUGAAUCCGCAAGAGUCUCUGAUGAUCUACACAAUUGCCAAGCCGACUUUCAAGUUCGAGAUCGUGAAACGAGCCACUGCGAAAGGGAUUGUGGAUCACUCGCAGAAAUAUGACCACGCAGCCGAUCAAAUCUUCAAAGAAAUGCUGAAUCAACAAUUCUCACAUGAAUUUCACAUGCAUCACGGGACAAUGCUUGACGAA